AGCAGCACGAUGAGAGCAUAUAACGCAUAUAGCCUGGUCUGUCGGAUGGGAUGCAGCAUCCUCUCACAGUCACUGCUUCAGUCUGCACAGGCGGUCAGCGGAUGCUGAUGUGCAGGAUGCUGCCGGAUCCAGCCCGUCACCGCGAGACGAGCCGUGCGACGUCUCUGCAGGAAUGAGUCCGAAUCCUGCUGCCGCUGCGAUUUAAAACAAAACUAUUCGUGAGAAAAAAACUCCUCUUUAUUGCAUCAAUUUUCAACUUGACACCGGAGCAUGGGAGUCGGCUGCAGAAGUUGGACAGACAAACAUUUUCAAUGCCAUGAAUGUGGACUUUGGACAAGAUUUACAGCGCAGUGCAGAAGAACAGAGCAAAUAGGCGGACCCGUGCUUUUGUGUGCAGAUUAUGUGUCUCUGGAUAUUUCAUGAACAUGAUGCACUUAAAUAAAAUGCACCUUUAAUGUGCCUUGAGGCAUGGAGGGGUAUUGAUCCAGAGGAGAAAUGCACGCUUCUGAUUCACAGUAAUGGAAUGAAGACACUCUCCUCGAUACAAUGGAUGAUAGAUCCAGUAAGCUCAUGUUGGUCCCUAUCCUGGCGGUGCUGUUUGUUAUGAUUGGUUACCAGUAUAUAUGUCCCGCAGGCAGCAAUUCGUGCCACUUCAAGCCCGGGGAGAAGCUGAAGGGGGUGAGCCUGCUCUCCAGCCCGGACCAGGACACGGACGAUUUCUACAGGGACCAGGACCUGGAGGACGACAGCCCCGCGAAGCUGCCCUCCAAAUUCAACUUCACCGAGCGGGACCUGGACAGACACGUGGAGUUCAACAUCAAAGGGGACGACGUGAUCGCGUUCCUGCACAUCCAGAAGACCGGGGGCACCACUUUCGGGAGGCACCUGGUGAGGAAUAUUCGCCUGGAGCAGCCGUGCGACUGCAAGCCGGGCCAGAAGAAGUGCACAUGUCACCGGCCGGGCAGAGACGAGUCCUGGCUCUUCUCCCGCUUCUCCACGGGCUGGAGCUGCGGGCUGCACGCAGACUGGACCGAGCUGACGAACUGUGUGCCCGUCAUUAUGGAUAAGAAGGAGGCCCAGAGGAACAAGAGAAACUUCUACUACAUCACCAUGCUGCGCGACCCAGUCUCCCGCUACCUGAGCGAGUGGAAGCAUGUUCAGCGUGGCGCCACAUGGAAGACCGCCCUCCAUAUGUGUGACGGACGCUCACCCACCCAGGAUGAGCUGCCCACCUGCUACAGCGGGGAUGACUGGUCUGGUGUCACCCUGACGGAGUUCAUGAACUGCCCGUCCAACUUGGCCAAUAACCGGCAGGUCCGCAUGCUGGCUGACCUGAGCCUGGUGGGCUGCUACAACCUGUCCUCGAUGAACGAGAGCCAGCGGAACCACAUCCUGUUGAGCAGCGCCAUGAGCAACUUGAAGAACAUGGCCUUCUACGGCCUGACGGAGUUUCAGCGCAAGACGCAGUACCUGUUUGAGCGGACGUUCAGCCUGCGUUUCAUCUCCGCGUUCACGCAGAUCAACAGCACGCGAGCCGCCAACGUGGACCUGAGCGAGCCCGUGCGCAGACACAUCGAGGAGCUCAACUUCUUGGACGUGCAGUUGUACGAGUACGCGAAGGACUUGUUCCUCCAGCGAUUCCAGUUCACCCGCCAGAGGGAGCACCAGGAGGUGCGCUUGAAGAGGCGCGAGGAGAGGCGUUGGCUGAGGGAGCAGAGGGAGCAGGGCAGGCCGUGGCAACCCAAAUACAGAGGAGGUGGAGACAGAGGCGAGAGAGCGGGAGGAGGUUUUGAGAAAGGGACUGAUGGUGACUUUCCGACCACUACUGAGGACUACACAAGCCAAGUGGCCCGCUGGUGAAGCUUUGGUCCCAUAAAGAGAGAGGAGCAAAAGAGAGAGAGAGCAGCCGAUGGAGAUUCCUCACAGACUACAUCAAACAUUUCCUUUGACGCUCUCUUGCACAUCCUAUGUCUCUCUCUUCCCGUCUCACCAUUAAUCUGUCUCCUGCAUCUAUCCGUCUCUCAGCUUCAGUGUGAUCCAAGCGCUCUGCUGUUUCUUUACGAAAACUGCCAAGUCUGUGAGUCUCACAGCAGCUCUGCCUUGGACUGCCUUUUGGUGUCUUAAAUCUUUAAAUGCCGUUUAUAUAUUUUGUUGUCAUUAAUUUUUGCCUUUGUUGUUUAUCAUUUGUUGGGGGGGAAAAAGACAGUAAACUGAGGUGAAAGGAAAAACACAAUCAAAAGAACCUGCCAUAGACUGCAAUGCUUUCAAUUUUGACAUGAAGUGCAAAAUUAAAUAAGGUCACUGAAGUCAUUGUCUUUGUUGCAACUGGUAGAAAACAUUUUCCAUUUGAAAGUUGUAGUUGUAGAACUGAUGGUUGCAUGUCACAUGUUUUACUUCUAAUUGGGGAUAAUCCUUUUCCAAAAGAUAUACAGUACUGUAAACCAAAAGGAAUAAACAAUAUACAGAAUAUAUUUGCUUUUAAUUUAAUGCCAAUGAAACCCUCUCUAACGCUGGACUCACAAGGGUGCGUUGUGUUUACGCUCGGCGGUGGGUGUGUCCGACGUUUGGUGCCGGCAGGAAUCGCCAUAACGACAACAAUCACAUGUUUCACGCUUGGGACACACAACAUAGCCGGUUUUCGUGCUAAUGUGUCAUGCUAGCUAUCUAUACAAUGCUAAAGCGAAGUAAUUCCACAAUCGGAUGAACACGCACCAGCUGCCUCAUCCGCACUAUGUGAUCUGAUAGAUGCUUGAAUAUUUGUUUAAACACAAUUUGAUUGGCUGGUACAUGAAAAGUUGAUCUCUGAGCAACGUGAUGCAACUGAACCAGAAUGCAGUUCGGCAACGCAUGACGUCACCCCGUUCAAAGUCAAUGAGCCGCAUUGUGGUUGACGCCUCCCAACGCACACGUGUCAGUCCAGCGUUAUUAUGCAUGCAGUACCCACUUUUUAAACCAAAUUUUACAAUACUGAUGCUAAUAUUUUUGUUGCAGUGCAACAUAAACAGUAUUAUUUUCAAAGUGCAAUACUUGGCAGGAGAACACUUCUCCCAAAGACAUCACGGUGUGCACAUAAAGCUUGUCACAAUGGGGACAUCCUGCUGAGAAAAAUGUGUCUCCCAGUACCUUUGCAAGAACUUUGUGUUUUUUUCUUUUAAUAUCAGAAAUGGAAACAAGUACCGUGCAAUGAGACGAGCACACACGUUUUCUGAAGUGGUGGGUUGCGGAUAAGAAGUUAGUAAAUAGUCCAGGUGAUGAAAUGUGUCAGCAUGGCUGGUGUGUGGCUCGACUGUAAAUGAGAUGAUCAGCAUUCAGUGCUCAUGCCCCUCCCCGUCACACUGUCUGCUUUUACAUGUUUGUAGAGCUGACUGCAGCCGCACCGUGGGCAGCCAGGGCGCUCUCAUGCCAGCAUGAGUGCCAGCCUACAAAGACCAGCCUCAAAGCAGACAGUGGAGAAAUAAAACACUCUGUCAUUUCUCCUGCCCGAUCAUUUCCAGUCCCUCAAAUCCAAUCAGCGGAGCAACACACGAGGAUGAGAGAGGUUCCUGCUUUCAUAUGGUUAAAUAGGCCUCAGUGAUGCGUUUUAUGCCUCAUCUCUCUCAGUCAAAAUCCCUGCUUAUCAAAUUAAAUGUUCACUAGAUGUCAACACUGAAGUCAUUUACCUGCUGCUGUUCAUUUCUCAUGUUUCUUCAAAUACCUCAGAUGACGUGUUUUUCUUAAAUUUUCAGGACUCACUCGUGUUUUGUCGUGUUCGGAUGAUUUACGCACUGAUGCAGUGAAUGAGUUGAAUGAACGCAAGGUUUGAUUGUUUGAGCUGUAUUGGUGCACUUCAGUGUGGAUAGAUGGGGCGGAACAAAGGUGAGUUGUGUUCAUCACAUCGAUGACACUCGAUCAAGUGUUUCACACGUAGGUGCCAGCUACAGCUCUGAAUACUGAAUCAGUCUGGGAGGUUGAAUCUGAACUAAAUCCAUCGUCAUGCAGUUUGUGAUGUAAGACUGAAAUAACAACAAAAUCUGAUUUACUGUCAUCUCAAAUAGGUACAUUUGGGAUAUUUGCAAUUUUACCCGGAAAACAUUAUAUGUAACUUUUGCAAUAAGAUUAUGUUUAUGCAAUUUUAUUAUUCUCUAUCCAAUAGAUUUAAAAUGUUAUUAAAUUUCACUGCAGUUAUACAAUAGAGGUUUCUAGAGUAUUAGUGCCACUUAAUCGGGAGAUUAUGACUAUUAAGACUUUUUCCUAAUUAAAUUAUGACUUUAAUCUUGCACUGAGUUUCUUAUUGAGUGAAGAGUUCAUCCUCGUAAAUUAUGAUUUUUCUCAUUAAAACAUGAGGGUAUUCUCAUACUCUUGAGUUUUUUUCUAGUUAAAUUAAGAUUUUAUUUUUUAAGUUAUUAUGACUUAUUUUCAUUAAAUUAGGACUUUAUUCUCAAUUACGACUUUAUUCUGGACAUCUCCAAAAAGUUGUCUUCAAUAUGGCCCUAAUAAUUUGUCGUACGGUUCACAUGCUAUUCAUGCAACAUCGUCUUUUAAGUGUGGUUAAACUACAUUCCUGAGCAUUUUAAUUAAGAAUUUAACCUUAAAAAAACCUUCAUAUUAUCAGGACUGUGUGGGUGGGGUUUAAUCAGAGCUGUUCAGUGGUGCACAACCUACUCAGAUCCUUUAGUUAAGCAAAAGCACCAGAACAACAACUGUGGGGUUUGCAGUAAUGGAGGCAGAUAAUAGCAGUGAAGAAAUGUCAUUAAAUGUACUUACUUUUAGUGUUUCAUAGCAGGGUGGGAGGGAGCUGGAAACCCAAAGAACAAUCAUCCAAACUCAGAGGGCAAAUAACAGGAAUGGGUAAUAAACUGAAACGUAAAGAAACUCCAGGGAACGACUACACUGAGCCACUGAGCUGAACAAGAAACAAAUAUAAAAACCGACAAAGACAACUGAGGAGCUCCGCAGACACUUAAUGCUCAAUGAUGCUGAAGAUAAUUAAACACAGGUAGAACACAUGAGGGCUGGGCAGGCAAUCACACAGGACGGAAACCAGACAAAGACAGGAAGUAAAGCAACAGAUCGACACAUAAGGAAAGAAACUUCAAAGUAGAACAGGAACUGACAAAUCCAAGCUGAACUAUAAAUCCACAAAUCCAAACCCUCAAACUCAAGGAAAUAUAAAGUCCAACAAAAUGAAAUGAAAGUUCAAAGCCCGUGAAAUUGCAAAAACAAGGCCCGACAUGAAGUCCAGCAUUGGAGCAGAUCCUGACAGAAAUAUAUAAAUGCUAAUGCUGUUAUGGGUAAAUGUUCUGUAUUACCACUGUAGAGAUAUAGAAGCAUUGUAAUCAACUAAUGUGAAACAAUUUUUCUUUAAAUAACAAGCCAAAACAUAUUGGGAACCACUGGUUAAAUCUCAUCAAAGUGUAAACGUAGUGAGGUAAAAAGAAAAAAUCUUCUUUAAAUGUAGUGGAUUCGAAAUUUAACGUAGCCUACGUGAUUAAAUGUAUGGAAUUGAAUUGAAUUGGUAUUGGUGUCUUGGCCAAAAGGGAGCAGAACAGAGCCAUAAUUAAUGUUAUUACUAAAAACCUUUGCUUUAAUAACUAGUAAUAUGUCUGCCUGUUAUUAUACUGCUACUUUUUCUUAGCCAAAUAAUCUGAAUACUUCUAUAAUCAGAUAUGCAGUGUUUUGAAUGUACUGCUAAUUCGAUUUCUAUUUUAAAAUGGCAGUCGCCUAAGGCCACUUGUUUUUGGACAUUUCUUUAAAUAACUGUGUGAUAAGCUCCUCUGUGACAGAUGCCAUGAGCAGUACAAGAGCUGUAUGGCUACUAAUGAAACACUUCUUCUUGUGUUGUAAAUGUGUUAUACAGUGUGUGUGUGUGUGUGCGCGCGUUGUGUGUGUGUGUGUGUGUGUGUGUGUGUGUGUGUGUGUCGUGAGCACUAACAAAGUUUAAAUGUUGUGUAAAUGAAGGGAUGAAUAAAAUGUUGCAUGUGGGAUCAUUGUGUUAUUAAAAUCAUUGACUGUGCAUUAAUUCAUUGCCUUUGCAUCAACAACGAUGUGCAGAUAGGAAACUCACUUUAAACUCACUCAUUUUAAGGGUGCUUGUGAAUAAUUAAUUUGUAGAGGUCAGGGUCUAUUUCCCACCUUUGCUUUACCUGUCAUCCCUUUCUGCUUAUUGCAUAUCUGAGCACAGAAAAUACAUUUAAACUGCUCCAAAAAAAAUUACAAAUAAAAUGAGAGCAUUCUUUCAAAAUCCAGGCUUUUUUUAUUUCUGUGAUUUCAAAAAUAUUUGCUUCACCUAAAAGGCUUUCUACCAAGUACAAACUCUCCGAUUGUGGUGUAAAUAAUACAAUGAAUAAAAACAAACAUGCAUUCUCACGCGUACUUAUACUGCCAUUCCCGGGAAACUGUGGCAAAGGAGCAAUUUAAUAAAUAUCUACUGCCACUCCAUGAAAGCGCGUCUCUCUGUGAAGCUGAUUUAUCUGUAUUCAUUUCUUUAUUCCUAUGAUUUUAACUGUUGCUAUAGAAUGGCUUUGCCUGAUGGAAACUACCAGUAUUACCAACACCUCAGUGAUAAUAAGUGGAAGAGAGCUUUCUUGGUGUAAGAAUUUCUAUGUACAUGUUAAAAGUCUUGUGAUGAAAUGAAAAAGGCCUUUUGGCCUGUAAUAUUUAAUCUGCCAUUUUUCUUGUUUGACCUGAUAAAAAAAAGAGUGAAUUCUGCUUAAGAUAUCAGAAAUAAAAGCAUUGAAUGGUCAUGA
Molecule: messenger RNA, 6725 nt
Organism: Hippoglossus stenolepis (Pacific halibut)
Lineage: Eukaryota; Metazoa; Chordata; Actinopteri; Pleuronectiformes; Pleuronectidae
Gene: hs6st3b
Product: heparan sulfate 6-O-sulfotransferase 3b
Exons: 2
Coding region: 547-1860 (437 amino acids)
Cellular component (GO): membrane
Molecular function (GO): heparan sulfate 6-sulfotransferase activity
Source: RefSeq, a predicted model, not a curated record